CCAGAGCAUUAUUUUCAGAAGAAAAAGAAGAGAAAAAAUGGUUCUCCUCGUCCCAUCCACACUCCCACGGGCACCCUACGGAGCAGCCGCGUCCACAUCGUCGCCGACGCCGUUAUCCAUUCACCCGCGCCCAAGGCGGCAUGCUCUCGCCGUCCCGCGCUGCUCCGCUCGCCGGACUCCGCCGCCCACCGACGCAGCCGCCGGCAGGGAGACCGCGGCUGCUGCUUCUUGGGCCGGCAAGCUAGCCGGCGCCGUGCCAUGGAAGGCGGCCGUCUCCGGCGCGCUCGCGCUCACCUUGUCCUUCUCCUGUUUUGUCGGUUUGGUCAAUGCCAAGGCUGGGGUCAACAAGCCCGAGUUGCUCCCCAAGGAGUUCACCACCGUCAUUGACGUCGCCGGUUUCCUCUCUUCAGGCCAGGAAAAUCGUUUACGUCAAGAGAUAGAAGACCUAGAGAAGGACACUGGAUAUAAGUUGAGAGUUCUCGCACAAAAUUAUCCAGAUACACCAGGAUUGGCUAUCAAGGAUUUUUGGCAAGUUGAUGACAGAACUAUUGUCUUCGUUGCAGAUCCCACCUUCGGUAACAUCAUAAAUUUCAACAUUGGUUCAUUGAUUGAUCUAGACAUUCCUCAGAGCUUCUGGAGUCGUGUUGCAGGGAAGUAUGGAAACAUGUUCUAUUGGAAAGAAAAGGGAGAGGAUGCAUCAAUUGAAGGCGCUGUGAUGGCAAUAUCGCGCUGUCUGAGAGAGCCCACAGGGGCAAGUAAUUGUUCGGAGGUAUUUUAGAGGUGGAAGUUCAUCGUGGAAGGACUGUGACAUGACGAAGAUAAGACCAGCGAAUACUAUAUGUACAUAAUCGAAAUGUCAGUUACAUGAACUGAACAUAUUUUUGCCUCAAUUUUCUAAAGUCAAAGGACAUUCGUUUA
This is a messenger RNA of Triticum aestivum (bread wheat), 918 nucleotides long. Its product is annotated as thylakoid lumenal 15.0 kDa protein 2, chloroplastic. Bases 38 to 778 code for a protein of 246 amino acids. The record is from RefSeq and is a predicted model, not a curated record. The transcript has 6 exons. Lineage: Eukaryota; Viridiplantae; Streptophyta; Magnoliopsida; Poales; Poaceae.